This is a messenger RNA of Aspergillus eucalypticola CBS 122712, 1386 nucleotides long. RefSeq lists its product as uncharacterized. The transcript is spliced from 4 exons. The record is from RefSeq and is a predicted model, not a curated record. Bases 350 to 1321 code for a protein of 323 amino acids. NCBI's taxonomy places the organism in Eukaryota, Fungi, Ascomycota, Eurotiomycetes, Eurotiales, Aspergillaceae.
GGAACCUAAAUAUCAGAUAGCAUGACCUACCCACCAUCUGCUAAACACCGUAUACUCGAAAUAGAAAGCAGCAAUACAGAAAUGGCCCCCAACUGCAAGGGUCCAACAUCAGCCACGGCAACGCCUCAGCCUAGUCUUAGCGCCGUCAUCCUGCACCGCAGCUCUCUCCAAAUGUCCUCAUCUUACGAAGUCACCUCCAAGCACCCGAUAGACACUCACAUGGGACGAUAGUAACCGAAAUACAUGGCUACUAUCAUGACACCCUAGAUAUUGUUCGUCUGUCGCCAGAGACACCAAACGUUACCUCACCAAUCCUGGCUCCCGCUAGGAUACGAGACAUCAGCCGGCCAUGGCUCACGGCUGGACAUCUCCCAGCGCCCCGAGUUCCACCGCACUCCUGGCAAUAACCUCAGUAUUUACCGUGACUUCUCUAUCGGCCGUGACGCUUCGAUUUUACGCGCGAAAAUUAGCGCGACUGGACCUACUCGCAGAUGACUGGCUAGCGCUUGCUGCACUGAUAUGCACCUUGGUUUACAAUAGUACUCUACUAGCAGGAACAUCCCGCGAUAUCAUCGCAAACUACACCCACCCCACAGCUCAAACUGAAGUUGCAGCAAGGAAAUAUCAACUCGCCCUUCAAAUCAUCGAGAUCAUCGCCCUCGGCCUGACCAAGCUGAGUUUCUUCACUUUAUGGAAACGCGUCUUCAGUACCCAUCCUGUUCAUCGACUAUGUACUUUCCUCAUCGGCGCAGUAACGCUGUGGAUGGUUGCAUUCAUCCUCGCAACGAUUCUCCAGUGCGGGGGUCAUGUUUCUCGUAUUUGGUCAUCGAUAGAGGAUGUUAAUAACAGUAACACCUGCGCAAGCGCAAACAGGGGUAUUCUACUAACGGUGUAUACAAUCACCGAUCUCAUCACAAACAUACUAAUCACAAUCAUUCCUAUCUUUGUUAUUGUCGGGUUGAAUAUGCGGAUAGGGAGGAAGAUAGGGAUGAUGGGGCUUUAUAUUGUUGGUAUCUACAUAACCGGGAUUUCCAUCACAAGGACAUAUUUCACGAUAGUCCUGUCAUACAACAGCAAUGAGGAAGAGAGAAGGUUAUCUUUCAUGCAUGAAUUCACUUUACUAGCUCUGUGGGCUGUGGUCGAGGUAAAUGUGGGGAUCCUGGCUGCGUGUGUUACGGUUGUAACGCGGGGUGUGAGAGAGGUCUACGCUGAUAAACGGAAGAAGAAGUUCCAUAUGUUAUCCGGGGUGGCGUUAAAGGGGGAUCAUGACGGUGUGGGUGAUGAAGAGGCACAAGGAUUUCAAAUGAGAGAUGUGGUAUAGAAUGUGGAGGUCAGUUGGACCUGUGGGUGGUGUAUACUACGAUAAUGAUACUAUAUACCCUUUCC